GAGCGUCUCGGCGGGGUCCGCACUCACAGUCGUACCGUGUUCUUCUCGUGCGGUGUGCGGUACGUGUAUCAGUCGCAAUAUCGUCGUCGAUCUGCGCGCAGUUCGUGCUGCAGAUAAUAGUGCAAUAUAAUAUUAUUAUACAUCGUAAUACGCCGCGACUAUAUAUAAUAACACUUUUUAGGUAAAAAAAAUUAUUGGCGCGUUUAUCUACCCACUCAUUUUCACCACGAGACCAUUUUGCGGCUGCAUAAACGUUGACGGCGAAAUAAACAGACAUAUUUUGUUUUUCACGAAACAAUUGAGCGUCGACAUUUCGAAGCUCGUGGGAAAAUCUAAUAAUGUGGUGGCCCCGGCCACGGUGGAAGAGUGACAUUUUCACGCGUUUUGUACUACUGUUAUUAUUCAUCAUCACAACUACAAGUACGAAAAACGCAGUGAUGGCAGACGAAGGGCAGCAGCAUUGCGGCGCGAGUAAUAUGUCCGCUGUGGUAUGGACGACUAUCCUGUGCACGAUGCUAUUGAUUUUGGCAAUUGUUGCGAUAUAUUUUAUUUACUGUAAGAGAAGAGAACACGACUGGUCAUCGUUAUGGUGGAAAAGCAAUUCAGACAAAAAUCUCGUAUUACAAACAUCGGCUCCUGUGAAAAACCAACAACUGAAGAAUAGUGGCACUGAUAAUCCAGCGUUUUCAGCGGAUGCUUAUAAUGGCGAUUGUGUCACAAGAACAGGAUUGACUAGGGUCGUGCGCGUAUCCUCAUCAUUUUUAAGCGAAGGGUCGCUGGAAAAUGAAUUGUCAUUAAAAGAAGAAGAUGGCAGAAAAAUCUAUGUGUGUAAACACAACGAUGGAUCAAAAGAUCAGUUGGUUGCGUUGCGGUUGGUGUUUGAUAAGGGGCAACAACAACAACUGAGCAGACCGCCAGCCUCGGAACUGAGUCGCUCUCUGGUCGAACUGAGUCGCAAGUACGGUUUACACGUCGAACUGGAAACCGAGGGGGAAGUGGUCAUAGGGACGCCGGAAAAAUGCGACGACAACGCAGCAAAAUGUGCGAAAUCGAACAUUCUGUCGACGGUCUGCGGACAAGCACAACGUUUGUGGCACCAGAGACAAAUGGUGUUCAAAGGCGGUGACAGUGGUAGCCGUGGCGUGGUGGACGUGGAAAAGGAUAUCGUGGACGGUGACUUGGAAAGCGGCCGCGUCGAGGCGGUGCACGUUGCAAAGGCCGCGCCGGUUCAGAAAUCUCCGUGUACGGUGACGACGGUAAACGAAACCGCGGACGUCGAACGGCCGGCCCGGAAUCACGGCGGGUCGUUACGAUACCGCACUCUGGAGUACGGUGCAUCGCCUGCCGGUGCUGAAGCGCAGUCGUCACCGGACAGCGGCGUACAGUGCUGUACGGUCAAUCCGUCAUCGGAAUGUGUCCGGGUGCAGAUGGACAAAGACGUGACCACCUCCGCAUUGGCGGCGACGAACGACUGCAGCGAUGAGCAAGCAGCGGUGAAGAAGGAGAGUAAAGACGUAGCGGCCGUAGAAUCGGCGAAAGACGUGGUAGUGACGGCGGACAAGGGCGAAGCAGUCAAAGCGGAAAAAGACGUAACGAUCGGGGUACCGGACAAACACGCGACGGCUCCGUUGAAAACGGUUGACAGCGACAAGCCGGUGGUGGCUAAACCGCCGAAAAACGACGAACCGAAACACGCCAAUCCGCCACCGCCACCGCCACCCCGCAAGUACAGCGCGUCGGUGGUGCCGCCGACUGUUCCGGUGACUGCUGCAAUCGCGAUACCGCGAGCCACAGGUGCUGCGGUCGUCGCCUGCACCGCGUCCGAGGCCAAUGCCGAUAACGUUACUGUUCCGCCUGAGCCCUGCACCACGACGCCCGCGGUUCCGGUCGCUUGUGUCGAGUCGGCCAAGCCGUCCGCCGCGGCGGCGAUCAGCGAAAUCCGAGUGGACGACGACUAUUACUGGUGCACCACGACCGCCAUGGCGCCGCCGAUGUCGACGUUCGGGAAACGACCGUCCGUGACGUCGAGUGUCGACAGCGGCAGCGGCAGCGGUGCAUCUGAGACCGCAAUAAUCGGUGACGGGGCCGCUGCGGUCGUCCCCGACGUGUACGAAAAAGGCUUUACUGUGGCCGCGCUCGCGGUGGACGAUGGCCGAGACGUGGUGGCCGGCGGCACGACCAGUAUCGAGGACGCGUCGCUGCCGUCGUUCUCGUCCGACGAAGAAGAGGACGACGAAGACAAUAAUUGCAAUAACAACGGUGUGGUAUUGGCCGCCGACAAGUCAAAGUUACCGUCUUGCAACUCCGUCGUCGUCGAUACUCCGGUGAACGGCGUCGGAGCAGGAGUGGUCGUCAAGGACAGCGGCGGCGGCGGCGACGGCUUAGGAAACGUCGCGAAGACCGUCUGCAACGGCGUGUCACUUAACAACAACAACAACAACAACAACAACAACAACAACAACAACAGCAAAAAUAACAACAAAAACAACUGCGACGACGACGGCGACGCGUACGGCUCGAGUGUGGUACCGCCCGCCGCGGCCGAACCGAAAUCGCCCACGAAGCUGCCGACCCUGCGGCUGUCGCUGUCGUCCACCGCCCCGACAUCGUGCUGUUCGUCGUCGGCAUCGUCGACCUCGUCAACAUCGCCGUCGCCCACCAACAGCAGCGUCAACAGUUCGCCCAUCGUGUCGAAAAUACCGGUACGACGGCAGUCCGCCGGCAGCAGCGUAACGGCCGUUUCCACGCCGACCGCAAACGGCUCCGCGAAGAAAUCCAUUCCGUUGCCGUUGUCGAGGAGCGGUUCCCGGUUAGCCAUGUGGUCCUCGGCCAACUGACCGACCCCGCGGGUCAGCCUCACAGGAACAUGAAAAACAGCAGUCGUCACGACGACCUGUGACGUUUAUUUAAAAUAUUAUACACGCGUAUCAUAUACCACCAAUAUUCAUUUUAAAUAUAUAUAUAACACUAUGUGCGAAAUUAAAAUAUAAUAAUACAUAGGUGUGUAUUUUUUUUUUUUUUUA
Messenger RNA from Rhopalosiphum maidis (corn leaf aphid), 3023 nucleotides. RefSeq names its product mucin-5AC-like. The coding region runs from base 339 to 2837 and encodes 832 amino acids. The transcript is spliced from 5 exons. The record is from RefSeq and is a predicted model, not a curated record. NCBI's taxonomy places the organism in Eukaryota, Metazoa, Arthropoda, Insecta, Hemiptera, Aphididae.